AUGUAUGUUGCAAAGCUUCCACCGUUGAUCCCUUGGAUGCAUGUGAUGACAGGGGACUACCUUUCUGGCCGACCGAUUUUGCAGAUACAUCACCUGAAAGAAUCAGAGUUGCAUGGCAACGAGUGGAUUCGUCUAUACUUGGAACUUGCUCUUUGUUCAAAUGAUAGGAAUAUUCCAGAAAGCCAUGUAUCACAGCUACAGAUUGUGAGCGUUGCAAUGGAAAAAAAACUAUUGAGCAUUUCACAAGUACCACGAAUGCCACAAGUUGGUGAGGAUGGUGAACAUGUUGAGCGCAAAGUCAUAAUUAGAGAGUAUGAGGAUCUAUCUACCGGAUACUUCACUCUCAAGGGUGGGUUUGGGUUCUCAGUCGGUGAAGACACUAGUCAUCGCCGUAUGACUCGCCUUGGGACUGGGAGCAUUGAAGAAAUGUACGCUGAGAAAAAGAGGCUGCACCCUACGACUCCCCCAUGUCCAGCCAUCCCCAUUGCUGAUUACUGGAAAAGCUAG
This is a messenger RNA of Eruca vesicaria subsp. sativa (arugula), 507 nucleotides long. NCBI's taxonomy places the organism in Eukaryota, Viridiplantae, Streptophyta, Magnoliopsida, Brassicales, Brassicaceae. The record is from the annotation of a GenBank genome assembly.